UCGUGAAGGGAAGGGCAGUCCGUCGGUCGGCGCUCGGACCAUGCGUUCCUAUCUCGGACCGCCUUGGAUCGCCUGGGGAUCUGCUGUGGCCCUGUCUGGACGACGCCGACUGCCUGGGCCUUGGGUCGCCUGGUCACAAGCCUACAUUGCUACACCAGGACAUCUGACAACCACUUUCGCGACGCCCUGGACGCCUUUCCAGUGCGCAAAACGCAGCCGCCAUGCGUCGUGCCGCCACGAGGGCGUUUCGGACAUGUCAAUGCACCGUUCGAGGCCACCGCGGUCUCUCGUACCGAGCUAAUCGACGGGGCUCCUACGUCCACAGCUCGCUGCUGCAGAGUCAGAUCCCUGCCCACUCCCAGCAGACCGUCCGAUUCUCCUUCACCUCGCGAGCCCCCAUCAAGCAUGCCCACACCGUAAGAGAGCCUCUCCAAUCCUCGAUGAAUGCACGAAGGGUCGCCGCAGCCCUGCUGUCCGGUAUCGUCGGCUACGGCGCCUACUACACCUACAACGGCAACUCGACAGACACCGCCGCCGCCCUGACCCGCGGCUUCUCAUCCUCCUCGUCCUCCUCGUCCACCAGCCCCGGCGAUGCCAUCCCCACCCGUUCCGUCCUCGUCAUAGGAGCAGAAGAACUCUCUACCGGAACAUUCUUUGGCGAAGGGCCCAUAAGCAAGACGACGGAUGACGAGGGCCGCGCCAUUGUCGAGAUGCUGACGGCUGACCAGUCGACGCAGAAGCUGAGGAAGAUGGAGGAGUCCUACCUGGUCAACAGGGGGAAGGGCGUGGUCAGGUACGAUCAGGUCCAGCUGCCAAGUAACAACCCCAUCGAGGACGACCAUGCCGAGAAGAUCGUCGAGGUUCCCGUGAGAGGAGCCUCCGAGUCUGGCAGUGACUGGAUGUUCUGGGGUGUCUUUGACGGCCACUCGGGCUGGACGACCUCGGCAAAGCUUCGACAGGACCUCAUCCGCUACGUUGCACGCGAGCUCAACGAGACUUACAAGGCUGGCGGAUAUGCCCCCACGUCAGAGGCUGUCGAUGUCGCCAUGAAGAAGGGAUUCACUCGUCUCGAUGAUGAGAUUGUCCACCAGAGCGUGCAAGAAGUGCUAAAGUCAAACUCGCGCUCUGUCGCCGCGGAGUUACUCGCGCCGGCGCUGUCUGGUUCCUGUGCUCUGUUGUCCUUCUACGACAGCCAGUCGAACCUCCUGCGAGUCGCCUGUACUGGAGACUCCCGGGCGGUCCUGGGGCGUCGCUCCGACAAUGGCAAGUGGACCGCCACUCCGCUCUCGGUCGACCAGACCGGCGGCAACCCGGAUGAAGCCAACCGUUUACGAAAGCAGCACCCUGGGGAGGAGCAUGUCGUUCGGAAUGGUAGGAUCCUGGGGGGGCUGGAGCCCUCCCGUGCAUUCGGUGAUGCCAGCUACAAGUGGAGCAAGGAUGUUGCGGAAAAGCUUCGGCAGUCGUUCUUCGGCCGCUCGCAGUCUCCCCUGCUCAAGACGCCACCCUAUGUCACAGCGGAGCCAGUAGUCACGACUACAAAAGUACAGCCCGAAAAGGGCGACUUCCUGGUCCUGGCUACCGACGGCCUGUGGGAGAUGCUUACCAACGAGGAGGUCGUCGGGCUUGUUGGCAAGUGGCUCGAGACUCAGACCAACAAGGCUUCAACUUCGCAGUUUGACUCGGUGUGGAGCAGGAUCUUCGGCGCAUCGCAGAAGAAUGGCCUUCCAGUUGAACAAGGCACGGCUUCGGCAGGAGGUGACGGCCAGAAGACACCCAUUCGUGUACGACAAUGGGGCAUCUCCAAGGACGAUGACCGAUUCGUCGUGAAGGACAGCAACGUUGCCACCCAUCUCAUUCGCAAUGCUCUAGGCGGAAAGAACGAGGAGAUGGUGUCGGCACUUUUGACACUCCCGUCUCCUUAUUCGCGACGAUACAGAGAUGAUCUCACGGUUCAGGUCAUCUUCUUCGGCAAUGGCGACAAGGCAAAGAACCAGAGUGAGGAGGUUGUCAUCAACAAGGAUGCCACCGCACCACCCAAGCCUCUGAAGGCGAAGCUAUGAUACAACAGGGACAGCACCCGUAUUGUGCAAAAUGUAGAAAAGCUAUUCGAGCGAGCAUGGCGUUCCAUGGCAAUUUUUGGCAAUGGUCCGGAGCCCGGGGAUACGUCGAUACGGAGUCACGGGGUAGAGUGGGAGCCGGGCACGAAUGGGAAGCCUCCCUCAACCCCAGAAUGGUCCCAGAUGGGGGCCAUGGGGGACCCACAGGGCGAGCUACUGUGUAUGCACGCGACAUCUCAAGGUUGCGGCCGUUGUCUAUUUUAUCUCAAAGCUGUGAUGAUGGCUGACCAGGCCCUUGAAUGAGUCGGGGAAUGGACGAUGGACAAAUGCGGCAUUAGGGGCCAUUGUGUAGACCAAUACUGAAUUCAGCAUGUUCAACGAG
Diaporthe batatas is the source of this 2439-nucleotide messenger RNA. RefSeq lists its product as uncharacterized. Gene Ontology annotation, molecular function: protein serine/threonine phosphatase activity. The record is from RefSeq and is a predicted model, not a curated record. Bases 222 to 2060 code for a protein of 612 amino acids. Gene Ontology annotation, biological process: protein dephosphorylation. Lineage: Eukaryota; Fungi; Ascomycota; Sordariomycetes; Diaporthales; Diaporthaceae. The transcript is spliced from 3 exons.